AGAAAAUAGCACAAAAAUGUCGCGACAAGCCACUCGACUUGAUGCCAAAAAAGUGUAAGUUGGUAAAUGUGUGUAAUGUGUGAGAGAGGAACAAUAAACGAGGAAACACAUGGAAAACCAUUUUAGCAGUAACCAACAACAACGUACCUCAACCAACGUAUCAGCGCCUAGAAUGAGCUCCGCCGCAGCCGGUAACAGCAGCGCCAAUAACAACAAUACCCACAAUCAGCAGCAACAGCAGCAGAGCAACAACAAUGCCGCCGCCCAAGCUGCCGUCGCCGCCCAACAAGCUGCUACUAACGCUCAACCCAUACAGGUGAUUCCGAUGCCAAUGCUGCCCACAGGGGCGGCACAAAUCAUAAUUGGGCAGCAACCACAGACACAGACGGCCACUGCAGGACUGCAGCCGCAGUUGAUACCCUUGCAGGCCAAUCAGAUCAUGCUCCAGGCGCAGCAACAACCGCAGAUGCAAGUGAUGCAGCUGCCCGAUGGCCAAACCAUAUUUUAUCAGGCGCCCACUAUAGCCGCUUUAGAUCCAAAUGCGGCAGCGGCAGUGGCUGCCCAACCCACACCCCACUAUCUCAAUAUAAAUGGUCAACUAGUGCAGAUAACACCAGCCGCGAAUACAAAUCCAGGAGCUCAGGGUGGUCAGCAGAUCAUAAUGGUUCCACAGACAACCAUGGCAGCAGUUAAUGCAGCAGCUCAAGGAGGAGCCGCCAAUGUGAUCACCCAGCAGCAACAGCAGGCGCACCAACAGCAUCAGCAGCAGCAACAUCAAGUGCAGCAAGUGCAUCAGCUUCAAACUCAGGUCCAGGCAGUUGCAACCACCUCCACGGCUGGUGUUGGUGCUGCUUCCGUCGUUGGUGCUACCGCUGCAGCUGCCGCUUCGGCGGCGAAUAACAUCAGUGCCGAUGUUAGCACUAGCACCACUGGCACCAAUACCACCAGCGAAGACGAGAAUUCUAAGGGUGAAGCCGAUGAGGAGCCCCUCUAUGUGAAUGCCAAGCAAUACAAACGCAUUCUAAUCCGGCGGCAGGCCAGAGCGAAGUUGGAGUCCCGCAUACCCAAGGAACGCUGCAAGUAUUUGCAUGAAUCUCGUCAUCGGCAUGCGAUGAAUCGGGCGCGGGGCGAAGGCGGUCGCUUCCAUUCCGCUCAGGAGAAGGGCGAUUCCAGUGGUCUAGACGGCGGAGGUAGCCUUCAGAUGGCCCCAAGCGGCGGGGCCACACUCAGUCGGGGAACUGCGCGCGCUCCCCCCAAACUGAUUGCUCCACAUCAGACCCCAAGCAUAACGAUAACGGCCAUAAAGACGGAAUAGUAGCCGGAUAGUUCGUUCACACUCGUUCGUUUAGACCGUGUCUCUAACUCUACGCCUAAAAUACAGCUAUGUUUGUGUAAAAUGUAUAUUUAUCUCUUAUAUAUAAUUAAAAGUAAAAGCUGAUGAAAUAGUUCAAAACAGAUAACAGAUAUCCAUGGAAUAUUAUAAUUUUUAACUCUCUAUUAUGUCAUUAGAUUUAAAACACACACAUAAGAAAUCAUCAGAAAAACUGUAUAAAUAAUAAAUCUAAUUAUACCGAA
Messenger RNA from Drosophila willistoni, 1575 nucleotides. RefSeq names its product nuclear transcription factor Y subunit alpha (gene Nf-YA). Gene Ontology annotation, cellular component: CCAAT-binding factor complex. Gene Ontology annotation, biological process: regulation of transcription by RNA polymerase II. Gene Ontology annotation, molecular function: RNA polymerase II cis-regulatory region sequence-specific DNA binding; DNA-binding transcription factor activity, RNA polymerase II-specific. The transcript is spliced from 2 exons. Lineage: Eukaryota; Metazoa; Arthropoda; Insecta; Diptera; Drosophilidae. The coding region runs from base 110 to 1315 and encodes 401 amino acids. The record is from RefSeq and is a predicted model, not a curated record.